CCGUAGAUAUACAUAAAUUUCAAGAACUCAAGAAAUAAACCUAUCUUGUUAGCUAGCAGUUUCUAGUUCGUAAAUAUUUUGCAGGUCAGCUGAAAUGUCUUCCCAAGAACAUACCUACAGAGCUGGUGAGACCAAGGGCCGUACUGAGGAGAAGGCGGGACAAGCAACGGAAGGGGUGAAGGAGAAGGCUUCGGGCAUGGCGCAAUCCACCAAGGAGACGGCGGGGACAGCCAAAGACAAGAGUUCGGGGAUGGCGGAGACCGCGAAAGAGAAGGCGGAGAGGGCGGCGCAGGCAACGAGGGAGAAGGCGGGGGAGAUGACGGAGUCGGCAAAAGAGACGGCGGAGGCCGGGAAGCAGAAGACGGGCGGGGUGAUGCAGAAGACGGGGGAGCAAGUGAAGAAUGUGGCGCAAGGGGCAACUGAUGCGGUCAAACAUGCCUUUGGAAUGGCUGGGGAGGAAGAAGAGAAGCGAUCCGGUCAUCCCAGCCGCUAGGCUCGGACCUUCUUUAAGGUGUUAAGUUAAUGAAGGUCAUCAUCAUCGACAAAACAAUCUUCCUAUCUGUAGCGCGCUUAGCCAGUGUAUUGUUUUCAUUUGCUGGAAUAUAAUCCUUUUCCUUUUUAAUUACUCCUACCUUAGCUUGCUAAUAAUCAAUGUAUUAGUAGUAACAAUAAUAAAGGAAGAACAAUAAUGAUAUGCACCUAGUUUCAUUCACUUUGGAUCUUUUAUAAGAGAUGUGUGUCAAUUUUUG
Molecule: messenger RNA, 749 nt
Organism: Cuscuta europaea
Lineage: Eukaryota; Viridiplantae; Streptophyta; Magnoliopsida; Solanales; Convolvulaceae
Source: the annotation of a GenBank genome assembly